AGUCUAAUAAGUAAAAACUUUGCAGCUUCUGAUCGGGUUUCUUGGCCGGUGACCAUAAAUAAGCCGCCAUUCAAGGCGGCGAGUCGCGUCGCAACAUUCGUUAGAUACAGGAACAUGGAGUCAUCAUCAUCAUCGUCUUCAUCUAGCCGCCGCAAACAAUCACCAUAUUCUAAUCUCAAUCAAGAACGCUUUCUACGAAAACACUUGAGGCCAGCCAUAACCGGCAAAUCAUGCCCAAUUUGUUUGAGCCUAAUCGAAGAAGCAGCUGUAAUCACUAUAUGUUUUCACGCCUACUGCUACGAUUGCAUUCGUAAAUGGAGUAAUCUGAAAAGAAAGUGUCCUCUUUGUAAUGCCGAAUUCGGUUCGCUGUUCGUCGGAAUCGAUCUUAAUACUAGAACAUUCCGUACCAAACAUUUAUCAUCUCUUAGGGAUACAAAAUUCAACAAUAGUAUUGGACAUUCAAAUGUCAGGCAAAGAGAUUUCAUGGCUCAACGAAGGGCUGUUGGCAUUUCAAGAGAGGAAUUAAACGUCGUUAACAGAAGAUCAAGGCCAUUACCAAGGCAGAGGUCAUUUGGGCAAUCUAAAAUGUUGCCUCCUGGUGUUACCAAACAGAGAAUUCUGCAGUGGCGUUUAAGCAUUUAUGAACAGAACUUGCGUGCCGUUCCUUGUCCUACAAGAAGGUCGCUUGAGCAGGGUUUUAUAGGAAGAAACAGUAACAAGGAAAGAUUACUAGAAAGAAUAGAACCAUGGAUACACAGGGAACUCCAUGCUGUUCUUGGGGAUCCAGAUCCAGUUAUGCUCGUUCAUGUGGUGACCUCACUCUUUAUCUCAGCCCUUGAUAAAAUGCAGAACAACCAUCUUCAACCUUUGCAGCCUUUUCUAUUGGAAAAGACGAGUAUAUUCUGGCAUGAACUCAGAUGUUUUGCAGAAAGCUCAUUCAAUAUGGAAACAUAUGACACAGUAGUUGAGUAUGUAAAAUGCUCAAAUUGAAAUAUAUUUGUAUGAUCGGAUGAUGAAGAUGAAGACGACCAUGCAGCAGCCACUCUUACAUCAUAUUAUUAAGCAAAAGAGUUGUUUAACGAUGUAAUAUGUUUAUCAAUUGUUGUCUUUUUGUAAAGGUAACAUUAUCUUGUAUUAGAAAGAGAUGAAAAGUGUAUAAAGUAAAUGAUGAAAAUUACAUUUGAAGUAAUACCCGGUUGUUAAGUUGAUUGGCUAA
Molecule: messenger RNA, 1216 nt
Organism: Lactuca sativa (garden lettuce)
Lineage: Eukaryota; Viridiplantae; Streptophyta; Magnoliopsida; Asterales; Asteraceae
Product: RING/U-box superfamily protein
Biological process (GO): protein monoubiquitination; protein polyubiquitination
Molecular function (GO): ubiquitin protein ligase activity
Source: RefSeq, a predicted model, not a curated record